Molecule: messenger RNA, 1785 nt
Organism: Cladophialophora immunda
Lineage: Eukaryota; Fungi; Ascomycota; Eurotiomycetes; Chaetothyriales; Herpotrichiellaceae
Exons: 3
Coding region: 1-1737 (578 amino acids)
Source: RefSeq, a predicted model, not a curated record
AUGACUGCUCUACAACAGCAUAUAGCAGCCCAUCUAAUACGAAUCGCUCUCUUUUCUCUACCACACUCGACAGGUGCAGACGGCCACACGGAAUCGGGGACCAGCUGGUCCGGGAGAGCAAACGGACAUCACUCAGAUUCUUCCCAAGUCGCAAGCGGUGAAAGCUCGAGCUCUUCAUCCCAAUCUGGGAAUGAGAUGAAGUCACCCAGAAACGAGAGGAGCAGAGAGACUCUUGGCUUGUCUCAAAAUGCGUUGCGGCAGCUUGAGACGAUCACGUCAGGCCAAGGAACAAAUGCAAAGGUCGAGCAGUUCCUAUCGCAUCUGAAUGAGUCCGACUUGGAAGAUCAAUCAUCGAAUAGAAAUUUUCUCUCUGCUCCCAAGUUGGCGGGAAUGGAAGAGGAUGAGCAGUCUCUGGUGGCAUAUGAAGCUAGCUCAAAAUCCCAUGAUAUGGCCAGCCCGGCCAAGGAAUCGACUGAAGGUAUCUAUACCGGACGCCGUCGUAGAUCCCAGAGCCUUGAUGAUUUGGCUGCUGAACUGGCAGAUUUGAGAGAGAGGUGGACCGAAGAGAUCCGGGCUAGAGGACACGCCAGCGCCCAGGACCGGCUUUCCAACUUCGAAUCUACAUCGGAGGCUAAACAACAGGAUAGCCAGGGCGUGGGCGUUCCACAGCAAGAGUUCAAUGAAACUCCUCUUCCCGCUCCCGAAAUAGAAGAGGGUCCGAUGUACUGCCACUACUGUGGAGAGGAACUCACAGGAACAGCAAUAGAAGCCACUCAAAUGAGCCAAAGAUGGCACCGUCACUGCUUCAAAUGUAUUGAAUGUGAAACGGCCCUCGAACUUGAUGGUGGCCUCAUGACAAAGCCCGAUGGGAAUCUUAUCUGCGAUCAGUGCACCUAUACCUGCACAGCGUGUGGGAAGAAGAUCGACGACAUUGCUUUUCUCACAGGAGACCAGGCAUUCUGCUCUGCCUGCUUCAAGUGUUAUAAUUGCAAGCGCAAGAUUGAAAACCUCAGACACGCUAGCACACCACAGGGCAUUCUAUGCAUGGAUUGCCAUGAAGCAUUGACGGCUCGACGACCGAGGAAGGAGACACCUGAGCAGCGACAACAAUCGGGCAAAAUCAUCGAGGAACCUCUUGUGCCCGUCACCACCGACCUACGCCGCCAGGCUAUCGGAGCAGAUGAUAAAGAGGACCUCACAGAUUUAGCCCAGCCUCAUCCGUCCUCUCUGUCGCCGACAGCCUCCUCACAGCACCCUGCUCCGUCGGCGCCCACUGCUGGCCCCUCAACCAUGGCAGACGAGGAACGGUCCAUUCAAUCACUCAGUUCAUCGGAUUCAACAAAGGCAGCAAUAAUGGCUCCCCCGUCAGCUACUGCGGGCUCAACGUCGUCUACCUCGCGGGAUACAGCAAUCCCGUCUCAGGAAUUACCAAGGGAGAAGAAAUCCAAAGACUCUGUAUCUUCCGUAUUCCGUAUCUCCCGCCCACCCCUGUCUGAAUAUCAGGCUCCGCGCGUCGCCAGGCCACAGGCUACAAGUGGUCGCCCGUCAGUGCAACAAGGGCGCCAAGCUCCGGGAGUGCUGAUCAAAAACAACCGCAAGUUUAUUGAUCCAUACGAUCAGGAGCAGGGCCCGACGCCUCACAGCGGAACGUCCGGAGUCGUUAAGAAGAUUCAAGAUUUCUUCCGUCGCCGUCGACCUUCGACAGACGGCGACGAUCCCCAUGAAGAAAUGAAAUGACGCACCACAAUGGACGGUUGGUUCACUCCUCACAGUGCUCCUUCUCCC